Messenger RNA from Cladophialophora carrionii CBS 160.54, 1647 nucleotides. RefSeq lists its product as uncharacterized. The transcript has 6 exons. The coding region runs from base 1 to 1647 and encodes 548 amino acids. NCBI's taxonomy places the organism in Eukaryota, Fungi, Ascomycota, Eurotiomycetes, Chaetothyriales, Herpotrichiellaceae. The record is from RefSeq and is a predicted model, not a curated record. Gene Ontology annotation, cellular component: MIS12/MIND type complex. Gene Ontology annotation, biological process: mitotic sister chromatid segregation; cell division.
AUGCUCGUGGCGCGCCCGCCCUUGCAGCCCUUGCCAAUGUCAACUAUACAGAGGCCGACGCGAAGAUUAAGCACAAGAAUCCAAGAGAAGGAAGACGCGCCGCUGCGUCCCAGUCAGGCACAACAAAUCAAUGGAAAUGCGAAGCCUGUCGCCGCUUCUUCGUAUCCCGCUGCCGCGCAGAACGUGAAAGCAAAUGCAAGGAAAAGGAAAAUGAAUUACGACGAGGAGGAUGAUGGCUUCAUAUUCAAACGCGUCAAGAAGAAGGAACCAGAAGCCAAGCCGGCAGAGGAAGGGAAAGCCACUGCUCCUGCUGAAGAUGACGCGUCGAAGUCGCAACAACCGCCCGCGGACAAGUCAGACGUGCCCAACAAUGACGACACGGCACCCAAGCCGAAAGCGAGGCGGAAGAGAAUGUCAUUUUCCACACCGAAGCCGAAAGAAGAUCCGCCUCCUCGUCGGUCGAAGCGUCUGUCUAAGGACAAUGACCACGCAGAUGCGAGUCCUGCGAAGAGACCCGAAUCCCCUAAUAGGGGAAUCCGCAGAGAACCCCCAAAGAAGCAACCAGAACAAAAGUCGGGAAUAGUCGCAGAUCAGGCGCCUAGGAAACGGCAAAAGGAGCAAAGGGAUGGGGAUCCAAAUGGCCAAUGUCCCGAAGGUGCCCGAGAUGGUCAUCAGGCAGAGACCGUCCCUACGGUACAAGAGAAUAGCUCCGCGACGAGAAUUGCCUUACCGUUGGCGGACACCCCUGUGAUCAGGCGCAACAAAGCCAUGCGCGAGGGUAAGUCGGCCAAGGGUGAAAGAAGAAGUAGUCUGGGCAACCGGGGACGACGGGCAAGCUCGCUCAUCGAGUCCGGGACUUCCAAUGCAUUACCUCACUCGGAGGUUGACGUUGUGGACUACUACAAACAUAUUGAAAGUGAAGGCCUCCCGGAACCCAGGCGGAUGCGGCAACUACUUACCUGGUGUGCGGAACGCGCAUUGGACGAGAAGCCUAUAGGUACAGAAUUUGAGGACUCAAGUGCCCGACAAGCAGCUCGAGUAAUCGAGGAGGAACUGCUGAAAGAGCUGUCGAGCAAGUCGGAACUUUCAGACUGGUUCGCUCGAGAGGACGUCCCGGUACGGAAAACACCACUUCCCGAACGGCCAAACCCCAAGAAUGUGCAGAAUCUCGAGAAGCUUGCGGAGCUGGAAGAACAGAUAAAACGGCUUCGGAUCGAAAAGGAAGCGUUAGAAUCGUUCUUGCAACCCCCCAGCCUUCCGACAUUAUGUCAAGGCAAUACAACGACAGAGCCUUGGGAAAUGGAGCGAUCACUGCUCUCCGAAACCGAAGCAGCUGCUCUUGACUCGAUAAAUCCUCCCAGCAAUCCGACUUCAGCAGACCAAAUCUCCCAGCGAGUCAAUGAAAUAUUGGAAUCUAUAGGGCCGACAAUCGACCGAUUUGCAGACGGUGUCCACCGGCUAGGCCAAUAUCAGACCGCAGCCGAAAAUGUAGCAGGCAGGACAUUGGCCCUCUGCGCCGAGAAACUUGCAGAACGAGAGAAGCAAGGGAGAAAGAGAGCACUGGCAAGGGCAGACCAGACGCAACCAGACACGCCACCAAACGAUAUAGCCAGCGUGCUGCGAAGUUUGAGUCGAGCAGACCGAUGA